This is a messenger RNA of Apodemus sylvaticus (European woodmouse), 5442 nucleotides long. It is a transcript of the gene Cflar, whose product is annotated as CASP8 and FADD like apoptosis regulator. The transcript has 12 exons. Gene Ontology annotation, biological process: negative regulation of extrinsic apoptotic signaling pathway via death domain receptors; proteolysis. NCBI's taxonomy places the organism in Eukaryota, Metazoa, Chordata, Mammalia, Rodentia, Muridae. Bases 384 to 1832 code for a protein of 482 amino acids. Gene Ontology annotation, molecular function: protein binding; cysteine-type endopeptidase activity. The record is from RefSeq and is a predicted model, not a curated record.
UGCUGCCACGUCUGCUUUCGGUUUCUGGGCGUCUCCAUUUUGUGGACCCUAUGGCAGGCACUGAAGUCUCUGAGACCUGAGCCUCUCAAGCAGCCACUUAGGGCCGGACCGUGUCUCGAUCGAUCCAGCUUUCUGGAGGUCUCCAGCGAAGCCAGGCAACAAAGCUGUUGUUGAGUGGGACAGGCCGGCGACCGCCCGGUAUACAUGGCAAUGUCCUCCGUUACAAGUGGCCAUCAUCCUCACCGUUUAGGGAGUGUCUCUAUUGCAAGACGUCUAAAGGAAAUGAAGAGAGUCCUCAGCAAAGAUGUUGGCUUCUUGUGGUUCCCGGAGCCCCGUUGAAUGGAUGGAGGCUGGACGAGCACCUGACUGCUGCGGUUCUGAACAUGGCCCUGAGCCCUGUGUCAGCUGAGGUCAUUCACCAGGUGGAGGAGUCUCUUGAUGAGGAUGAGAAGGAGAUGAUGCUCUUCUUAUGUAGAGAUGUGACGGACAACCUGGCUCCACCUAACGUCAGGGACCUCCUAGACAGCUUAAGUGAGAGGGGCAGGCUCUCUUCUGCUGCUUUGGCUGAACUGCUCUACAGAGUGAGGCGGUUUGACCUGCUCAAGAGGAUUUUGAAGACAGACAAAGCAGCCGUGGAGGACCACCUGUGCAGAAACCCUCACCUGGUUUCUGAUUAUAGGGUGCUGCUGAUGGAGAUUGGUGAGAAUUUGGGUCAGUCUGAUGUAUCCUCCUUAAUUUUCCUUACAAGGGAUUACACGGGCCGCAGCAAGGUAGCCAAGGACAAGAGUUUCUUGGAUCUAGUGAUUGAAUUGGAGAAACUGAAUCUGAUUGCUUCAGAUCAAUUGAAUUUAUUAGAAAAAUGCCUGAAGAACAUUCACAGAAUAGACUUGAAGACAAAGAUCCAGAAGUACACACAGUCCAGCCAAGAAGCAAGUUCAAAUAUGAAUACUCUCCAAACUUCUCUCCCCAAAUUGAGUAUCAAGGAACACUUAUAUAACUCAAGGCUCCAGAAUGGGCGGAGUAAAGAGCCAAGAUUUGUGGAACACCAUGGCAUUCAAAGAAAACCGGUGAAGACAUCCAUUCAGGAGUCAGGAGCUUUUUUGCCUCCGCACAUAUAUGAAGAGAGUUAUAGGAUGCAGAGCAAACCCCUAGGAAUCUGCUUGAUCAUCGAUUGUAUUGGCAACGACGCAGGUUAUCUUCAAGAGACCUUCACUUCCCUGGGCUAUCAUGUCCAGCCUUUCUUGUUUCCCACAUCACAUGACAUAACCGAGAUUGUUCGCCGAUUUGCCUGUAAGACCCAACAUCAAGACUAUGACAGCUUUAUAUGUGUUCUGGUGAGCCGAGGAGGCUCCCAGAGCAUGAUGGGCGUAGAUCAGGUUUACUCAGGAUUCUCUUUGGAGUGUGUCAAGAACAUGUUCACGGGGGACACGUGCCCUUCUCUCAGAGGGAAACCAAAGCUCUUUUUUAUUCAGAACUAUGAGUCGUUAGGUAGCCAGUUGGAAGACAGCAGCUUGGAGGUUGAUGGGCCAUCAAUAAAAAAUGUGGACUCUAAGCCUCUGCCACCCAGACGCUGCACAACUCACCCAGAAGCUGAUAUCUUUUGGAGCCUGUGCACAGCAGACGUAUCUCACUUGGAGAAGUCCUCCAGCGCAUCCUCUGUGUAUCUGCAGAAACUCUCCCAGCAACUGAAGCAAGGCAGGAAACGGCCACUUGUGGACCUCCAUGUUGAACUCAUGGACAAAAUAUACGCCUGGAACAGUUCUUCUACGCAGAAAUACAGUCUCAGUCUGCAGCACACUCUGAGAAAGAAACUCAUCCUGUCUCAUUCCUGAAAGCCCAGAGCCUUCUGAGUUCUUGGUAUAUCAUCUAGGGUGGCUCGGGAGCGAUGGAUCGGGCGCAGACCUCGGAGGCUGCAGCUGCUUCGAGUUGUGGUGUGAAUGCUGCCUUCUGGUCCCCUGCACACAGACAUGAGCCAAACAUUCCUGCUGCUGUGGGGCAGCUACUCCAGCCACGUGCCUUUACCACUCCGAUGGACUGAGUUCUCCGAGACUGGGAGGCACAGUAAACUUCCCACUUACAUCCUUAGGAUGUAAGCACCUAAGUGUGUCAUGUGACUGGGCAAAUUGUUUUCAUGGCUACAGUAUGCAUAUCUAAUCAUUUAGUAAGUACUUUCACAUUUGCCUCCGAUUUCUGUGACCUAGUUCCAUAUCUGCAUUCUUUUUCUGGGAAAACAAAUUUUAUUAUGUAUGUUUAAUAUUUCCAAUAUAAUGCUGUGUGAUGCAUAUAGAUAGAAAAAUAGUUACCCAUGAGCUGGUCCUGACCCUCACCAGCUAUGCAAUUGAUGGCUUGGGUGAAGGAGAACUAGCCCUGCUCCUUGAAGGUCAUAGCGCUUGGGAUAGUAGCCUGUACCUGGCCUGAGCAGCACAGUAGGGCCAGCCCCAAGGACAUAAGAGUGAGUGGGAGAGCUCGCCUCGGUUGGCUCAGGAACAGGAGGACAGGUGGGCUGACCAGCUCUGCUACCAUCCAGGGCUUUGAGUUGGCCCAACCCAGCAUCCACAUUGUCUGUGAACUGCUGGAGUGUGUGAAGGGGCUGGUCCUGCAGAACUAAAGUCUCAGGAUCUCCAUGACACAGGGCAACAGCAGGGUAUCUGAGAGGGGUCCCAGUGAGGAGCCAGUAUUUACAGUGUUCCAGAAGCCAGGGGCCUCAAACCAGACCAAUGACUCAUUGUAAUGAACAUUUGUAAGUAAAGAUGGGUAAACACAUGGGUAUAUUGUGGGACACACUGUGACACAUAGGGGCUUUUAUGGAGGUUUUUUUGUUUUGUUGUUUUGUUUGUUUGUUUUUAUUUUUUGUUUUCUUUGGCAGAAACAGAUUGCAAGGGCAGAGAGUGGAUAUGGAGGCCUGGAGAGAUGAGUGGGAUUGGGGUGCAUGAUAUAGAAUUCACAAAGAAUCAAAAAAAAACUUAAUAAGUAAAUAAAUAAAAAAUGGUUGUUUAGUGAAACAGAUUAGCUUAUUUAUAAUUUAUAUAGCUAGCUUUUUUGUAACAGGAUCACAUAGAAUUUAUUUAUUUAUUAAAUACUUUUGAAACAAGAUUGCAAAGUCCUGCCUGUUCUAGCGUGGGGAGGCCAAAGGCUCACACGCCCUGAGCCAGUCUGGGGAUGUAACAGCGCGUUUGUAAGGGAGAGGAGAGAGAAAGAUUCCAACACAUCUAACACAAUAUAAUUUUAUUAGCUGCUAUAAAACAUGGUCAUUUUACUUAUGUGUACUCUUGAGAAUCUAAUAAUAGAAUCUCUAUCUGUAUUUAAGAAUAGUAGGCAAACCCCUCCCCUCGAGGUUUAGGGACCUGUUCAAAGAGGGGGCGAAAGUCUGUAAGAGCCAGAGGUGGCUGAUGAUUCCAGGCAAGCAGCAUCUUUCAGAUGCAGCAGGGCCCAUGCACCGUAUGAGCACACAGACACUGUGACAGCACAGGUUCAAACCAGCUGAGUCCCAGCACCGAGAAAGGGUAGGAAGUCGUUGGCCAUUGUGGUCACAGGUGAGCACACUGGGAACCAGGAAUGUUCAACACUCAGGGCUGCCUCUUCAAGGGGAGAGAUGUGUAACCUGCUUCUGCCCAGAAGGCAGGAACACUGUGACUCAUAGCUGGUGGCCUCUGCACUGUGUGCACAGCCAGGCCACGCUGCCUCCCUCAAACUCACGUUUCUGUCAGUCAAUCCGCAGUCUGUCCUCCCUGCCACCCUCAUCAGGACCACUGUUUAUCCUGCGCCUGCUUCCUCAGUUAAUCCAGAGAACCUAUCUGUGUGGAAGAAGUUGCUUGUACUUCACAAGAGUUUCAAUAUAGCCAUCUCUUAAGCUUUUCUGUACACAUAGGACUGAUUAAUUUCCACCAUUUUGAAAUUGUGCUGUGCUUAAAUAUGCCUAAAAUAAACUACCCGUGUCAGACUCCAGAAGUUUGGACAAAAACUGUCCACUGAGUCAUGUUGAGCCAGACUUCCUUCUUGCCUCUUUUGGAUCAGCACCCUGCUGGUUGAGGUGUUUGUAGAGAUCCCCACAAAGGGGAGGUUCAACCAAGAAGGCUUGUGAAAUAGAUGGCUGCUAAGAAAGGCAAAUCAGUUUUCUCCUGUGGAGUGUUGCUGGGCUUUUCCACUACACGCCAGGGCAGGCCCCACCCCAGGAGUAGUUGACUGACAUAAAAUGUACUCAGUGUGUUUGCCUUUUUACUGAUUUUCUUCCUUCCUUCCUUCCCUCCUUCCUUCCUUCCUUCCUUCCUUCCUUCCUUCCUUCCUUCCUUUCUUCCUUUCUUUCUUUCUUUCUUUCAGCAUACUUGUUUGCUUUUCAACUUUUUUUUGUUGAGAGAGAGAGAGAGAGAGCAAGAGAACAUGAGGUUGUAUGAGUUUGUGUGGGGUAGGAUCUGGGAAGAGUAGGGAGGGAGAAAGAGCAUCUCACUGGGCUGUUUCAAGGACGACGUGUGAGGGGUUCUUUACAGCCGCUUUUGAGUGAUGCUCUUUAUUAGUUGUGUCGUUGAUUGUACCACACUAUGAAGGGGCUGUGUUGGAAGGACUGAAUCAGACUUUGAAAAGUUGGUGGGAUUUGGCAGGUCGUGAUAGGAAGAGACACAUAGGAAGAGACACAAGACAAGGGGAGGAGCCGACGGGAGAUGCACCACGUGCCUUAGAGGCCUUGCGUGUCACUUUUAGCUGGAACAGGUAUACACAGUGAUGGUGUCAGUGUGAAGUCAGGAGGUGGGAUGUGGCCCUGAUGUGGAGAAGGCCCCACUUUUUCCCUUUAGUUAGUUGUCCUGUAAGAUAUUUCUCCUUCCUUUAAUAGUAGGAUCUUUGAUUCCGUCUUGGUUCCUUUUGUACACAGAAUUAGUUUUUUUUGUUUUUCACUGAUUGUGAUUUUUGCUGAAAUAUUUUAGACACAUUAAAAGAUAAUUAUGUACAGAAGACAAUAAUAAAUACCCAUUUUAAAUAAAAUGUCCUAAACUUGUAUAUGAAUACUCUUAAUAUAGUUAUUUAAGGCACUGCUCUUAAAUAAAAUAUUUCAAACUAAUAGUUAGACAAGUAUUUGGUUAAGUCCAUUGUUAUGAUGGGCUUCCAAGAGAUUCUGUCACUAUUAACAUUAUAAGUAUAAAUAAGAACAUAAAUAAGAACAUAUAUUAGUUAAUGGGCAUUUAAACACUCGGUUCCCAGGUGUGCUGUUUGAGAGGUGUGUCCUUGCUAAGGAAGUAUGUCACUGGGGGCAGGUUUUCAGAGACUUACACCCUUCCCAGUUUAAUUUUUCUGCUUAAUGUUUGCUCUUUAAGAUAUGAGCUCUCCUCUCUCUCCUUUGACUCCGAUGCCUUUGUGGUACCAGCACAGACUAUACCGUGAAUGUCAGCUUUGUCUUCUAUAACCUCCUUUGGUUGUGAUGUUUUAUCACAGCAAUAAAAAUUAACUAAUACA